Messenger RNA from Exophiala spinifera, 657 nucleotides. RefSeq lists its product as uncharacterized. The record is from RefSeq and is a predicted model, not a curated record. Gene Ontology annotation, molecular function: GTPase activity; GDP binding; GTP binding. Bases 1 to 657 code for a protein of 218 amino acids. Gene Ontology annotation, cellular component: plasma membrane. NCBI's taxonomy places the organism in Eukaryota, Fungi, Ascomycota, Eurotiomycetes, Chaetothyriales, Herpotrichiellaceae. Gene Ontology annotation, biological process: signal transduction. The transcript has 4 exons.
AUGAGUUUGCAACCCAGGCGUGAAUAUCACAUUGUCGUGCUCGGUGCAGGCGGCGUCGGCAAAAGUUGUCUAACGGCUCAAUUUGUCCAAAAUGUUUGGAUCGAGAGUUAUGAUCCGACAAUUGAAGACUCGUAUCGCAAGCAAAUCAAUGUCGAUGGGCGACAGAUCAUCCUGGAAAUACUUGACACCGCGGGAACCGAGCAAUUCACUGCCAUGAGGGAGCUCUACAUGAAACAAGGCCAGGGGUUCUUGCUGGUGUUUUCGAUCUGCAACAUGAAUUCCUUUUACGAGUUGGCCGAGCUGCGCGAACAAAUCAUCCGCAUCAAGGACGACGAAGACAUCCCUUUGGUGGUCGUCGGCAACAAGUCCGACAUGGAAGAAGAGCGCGUCGUCCCGCGCGCCCGCGCGUUCCAGCUCGCCCAGUCGUGGGGCCAAAAGCCGUACUACGAGACGUCGGCCCGCCGACGCACAAACGUCGACGAGGUCUUUCACAACCUCUGUUCGCAGAUCAUCCAGCGCGACACGAACCGAGGUCACCUGCAGCAGCUGCAGCACGAUCAGCAGCUCGCCGCUCGGAGACAAGAUAGGCCGAAUCGACACGAUCGGAGGGCGGCCGGAAGGCGAUCUCGCAAUCGAGACCGUUGUGUCAUUCUGUGA